AUGGCUAAACCUGUCGAGCAAAAGCAAAAAAGAGGGCCCUCAGGUCUCUUGAAAUCUUACUUGAUCGCAUACAACUUUUCAUCUCUUGCUGGUUGGGCUUAUGUCCUCUUCUUGGCAAUUGCUCAAGUUGCAAGCACUGGCUCAUAUGAGAAUGUGUUUGAGGUGACCUGGCCUGUCUUGAUUGUAGUUCAAUCAACUGCAUUGUUUGAGAUUGUCCACGCUUUGUUGGGUUGGGUUAGAACCCCCAUCAUGACGACUGUCAUGCAAGUAUUCUCUCGUAUUUUCUUGAUCUGGGCCGUGAACUACCCCUUCCCUCAAAUCCACUCCCAUUGGUCUUAUACAACCAUGGUUAUCUCAUGGUCAAUCGCUGAAGUUGUGAGAUAUUCUUACUAUGCUACCAACUUGGCCUCAUCGGUCCCUGCCUUCAUUACCUGGGCUCGUUAUACGUUCUUUCUUGUCUUGUACCCCACAGGUAUUUCUUCUGAAUUGAUCAUGAUCUAUCAAUCUUUGUCUUAUGUCAAGGCUGCAUGGGGUGAUUUGUAUUAUUAUGCCUACAUCGCUGUCAUCAUCCUUUACGCUCCUGGAUCUCCUGUCAUGUACAACCACAUGAGAAUUCAACGCAACAAGUACCUCAAAGAAUCAACAAAGAAGGAUAAUUAG
Molecule: messenger RNA, 660 nt
Organism: Mucor velutinosus
Lineage: Eukaryota; Fungi; Mucoromycota; Mucoromycetes; Mucorales; Mucoraceae
Exons: 3
Coding region: 1-660 (219 amino acids)
Biological process (GO): very long-chain fatty acid biosynthetic process; fatty acid elongation; sphingolipid biosynthetic process
Cellular component (GO): endoplasmic reticulum membrane
Molecular function (GO): 3-hydroxyacyl-CoA dehydratase activity
Source: RefSeq, a predicted model, not a curated record